This is a messenger RNA of Sugiyamaella lignohabitans, 1983 nucleotides long. It is a transcript of the gene BRN1, whose product is annotated as Brn1p. Gene Ontology annotation, molecular function: chromatin binding. Gene Ontology annotation, cellular component: condensin complex. The record is from RefSeq and is a predicted model, not a curated record. Gene Ontology annotation, biological process: mitotic chromosome condensation. Lineage: Eukaryota; Fungi; Ascomycota; Dipodascomycetes; Dipodascales; Trichomonascaceae. The transcript has a single exon. The coding region runs from base 1 to 1983 and encodes 660 amino acids.
AUGUCUCUUCUUAGAGAUGGUGAUGGUAUCAACUUUCAACGAGCUUCCUAUACUUUAGAUGGAUGUGUCAAGAUUUACACUUCUCGUAUUGACUCUGUCGCUACUGAGACCGGGAAGCUACUGAGUGGUCUAGCUGAUGCCAAGAAAAAUCGUGGUAAAGGUGGUGACGACGAGGAGGUUGAAGGCGACGAUGAAGGCCAUGAAGACGAAGACGGUAAUGAUGAGGAAAGUAGCAAGAAACGUAAGAGAAGACCCAGAGCUGAAAAUACUCUGGUCGAAGAAUAUUCCCAACUGGAAGUCAAAAAACUGGAUUUGGAGCUCAACAUUGAUCCUCUGUUCAGGAAGAUGUGUGCUGAUUUCGACGAAGGUGGAGCCAAAGGAUUGUUGUUGAAUAGUUUAAUGAUUGACAAGACCGGACGUGUUGUAUUUGAUGGAGAUGCUAAUGACGGCGAUGACGAUGAAGAUGAAGAGGCAGAUAAAGACGAGGUGGAUGCCAAUACCAGUACCAGCAGCAGUGGCAGUAGCAAGGACAAGACGCUGAAUCCACAUUUCCAAGGUGAUACUAUUGACAUGGAUUUGUUAAGAAGCAAAUACUUUUCUAAUUUAGACGAUUUGGAUGAGCUGGAAAUCUGCCCUUCUCUACCCGGUAUCUACGACGCCUUGAACGACCCAGCUCUCCUCAAUAGCCAGCUUGUGAAGGAAUUACAAGAAAUGAGCAUCAAAGACAGAGCAGAUUAUCGACCCUUUGCCGAAUCUUUGGAUGACAUGGCAUUGGGAGAAGACGGCUAUGGCGACGCUCCACCCGAUAUGGAUUAUGACGAUAUGCCCGAACUAAUUGCAAACGAUGACGAUGAAGCCAGUUUUGCUGUUGGUAAGGGAAGUACCACCGUGAUUCCAUAUACCGGAGCCACUUCGGUAAACGUCAUGUCUGGAAGAGAUACAGAUAUCCUUUCCUACUUUGAUGAGACUCUGAAAAAGAACUGGGCUGGCCCUGAGCACUGGAAAAUUCAGAAAUUGAAGGACACUACCGUAGCUGGAAUCAAAACAGAGACAAGCAAAGAAAUUAAGAAACCGAAAAAGACUAAAGAGCAGUUGGUUAUUGAUUUCCUUAGCGAUGAAGGAGCUAUUGACGAAUCUGAACUGUUUGCCAGUGGUGGAAAUAUCAAUCUUCCAAAGUCUCAACGAAAAAGUAAAGACUAUAACUUACUACCUGAUGAUAGGCAAUUCUCGUCGAAGAAACUAAUUAAAUUAUUUUCGAAACCCAAAGGAAAUGUUAUUAGUAACAAGCUCUUUGGAGGAGCCAUCACUGGGAACCAAACUUCUAACGAUUCUGAAGGAAUCCAAGAGAAUGAUGAGAACUUUUGGGCGAAACAAUAUCAACAACCAGAAGAUGGCAAGUCGGGCAGCGACUACAAUCAGAACUUUUUCAACGAUGAUGACUAUGAUGGAAUGGGUAUUCCCGAUAUUGGAGGAGAUGAAGAUGAUGGUCUGCCUUUAGAUGCUGGCGAAUCUCUAUACAGAGACGGACCAACCCAACUACUAGCAAAGGGCCAAAGGGCGAGACCAGAUUAUGUCAAUUAUGCGAAGUUCGCCAAACGUGUUAAUGUUAAACUUCUCAAGGAUAAUAUCUGGUCUGUUAUGAAACUGCCAGAGCCGUCUAGUGACGAAACGGCAAACGAGCCGAAGAUAGAUGAGGUGGACGAUGACGAUGUAGAUCCGUCUACUGGCAAGCCGCUACGGAAACCAUCUCUUGCCCCGGCUGCCGAGUUCACAGAGCGCAAGUUCACAGACCUUGCCAAAGAGCUCAAACAAGUAUAUCCCGCCCAGCAAAUGUCAGAAAUAUCUACCAGUUUCUGCUUUAUCUGCGUGCUCCACUUGGCUAACGAACGAGGAUUGAUUAUCGAAGACAACGAAAUGCACAACGACCUGACCAUCAAAUGGGACCCCUCCGUUCCUCGGGGUACUGCUAUCAACAGCUUUUGA